UCCCCGCGGCACCUGUUUCCACCCGGGCGACACUACCCCCUUCGCCCACUUCAAAAAUGGCGGCGGCGGCGCCUUCCCCGUAUUAUUCCCACGCGGCGAAGCGGUUUCCGGAAGUGCCCUGAGGGCGCGCCGGAAGCGGGUCCGCCGGCGCCGUUCCCCCGCGGCCGGGAUGAGCAAGGCGUGGCGGCGCGGCAGGAUGGAGGGCGGCGAGCAGGGGGACGAGCCGGCGGGCGGCGGGCACGGCGCGCACAAGAAGAAGCACAAGAAGCACAAGAAGAAACACAAGAAGAAGCACCGGCAGGAGGAGGCGGCGCCGCCGCAGCCGCAGCUCCGGCUCCGCAUCAAACUGGGGGGGCAGGUGCUGGGCACCAAGAGCGUCCCGACCUUCACGGUGGUCCCCGAGGCGCGGCGCUCGCCGUCGCCGCUGAUGGUGGUGGACGAGGAGGAGGAGGAGGCGACGGAGGGAGUGCCCAUCGAGCAGUACCGGGCCUGGCUGGAUGAGGACAGCAACCUGGACCCCUCGCCCCUGCCCGACCUCGACUCCGAGAGCGGAUUCCCCCCCCCGGAGGACGAGGAGGAGGAGGAGGAGCGCUGGCUCGACGCGCUGGAGAAGGGCGAGCUGGACGACAACGGGGAGCUCAAAAAGGAGGUGGACGAGUCCCUCCUGACGGCCCGGCAGAAAGCCCUCCUGCACAAGCAGCAGGCGCAGCCGCUGCUGGAGCUGCCCAUGGGCUACAAGGCGAAGGAGCUGACGGAGGAGAUGCUGGUGAAGCGCGAGGAGCGGGCGCGCAAGCGGCGCCUGCAGGCGGCCAAGAAGGCGGAGGAGAACAAGAACCAAACCAUCGAGCGCCUCACCAAGACCAACAAGGCCAAGGUGAAGACGCUGCGCGACCGCAAGGCCAAGCCGGCCUCCUGCCCCGUCGUCCGCUACCGCGACACGGCCGAGCGCGUCACCAUCUCCUUCCCGGCGGGCGCCGCGCUGCCGCUGCCGCCCACCCCGGCGCCCGCCGUGCCCGCGCCCGUGCUCUGCGCCGUCGCCGGCUGCUCCAACCGCAAGCGCUACAGCUGCUCGCGCACCGGGCGGCCGCUCUGCAGCCUCGCCUGCUACCGCCGCAACCUGCAGCUGCAGGAGGCUGCGGCCUAGGACUGAGCGGCGGCUGCGGACUGCGGGGUCUCAGCAGGGACUGAGGGGGGCGGGAGGGGAUUGGGGGGGCGCA
Molecule: messenger RNA, 1217 nt
Organism: Cuculus canorus (common cuckoo)
Lineage: Eukaryota; Metazoa; Chordata; Aves; Cuculiformes; Cuculidae
Gene: INO80B
Product: INO80 complex subunit B
Biological process (GO): chromatin remodeling
Cellular component (GO): Ino80 complex
Source: RefSeq, a predicted model, not a curated record